Messenger RNA from Haliotis rubra (blacklip abalone), 2281 nucleotides. RefSeq lists its product as uncharacterized. The record is from RefSeq and is a predicted model, not a curated record. Lineage: Eukaryota; Metazoa; Mollusca; Gastropoda; Lepetellida; Haliotidae. Gene Ontology annotation, molecular function: protein binding. The annotation marks the transcript as partial. The transcript is spliced from 7 exons.
AGUGGAAAAGAGAUUGUACGUUCCUCUGACUUUCUUUGUACAACAAGAACAGGAAACAUCCUUGUGUCAGAUGACAGUUCCGAGCGUGUCCUGUGCCUGACAGCUGAAGGGGACGUUGUGUCUACCUACCCUACAACAGGACAAACACCACUGCGACUUCCACGUGGUAUCACAAGAACCAGCACAGGUGACAUCCUGGUUACUGACUACGAUGAACAUACUGUUGUUCAUCUGACUGAGUCAGGACAGUUUGUCAGAAACAUACUCAUCGAAGAUGAUAUUGCCCUGCGUUCGAACGGAGUUUGUGUAGAUGGACGUGGCCGUGUGUAUGUUUGUGAUGGGUACACGGGUGAAAUUAACGUAUUCAGUUUCAGCAACACAAUUGGCACCAUGAUAAAGACGCAGACACAGAUGUCAGGUACCACAAACAGAUCACCUCUGAAGACACCAGAAAUGAGCUUCGCACAUUGUACAUAUGUGGGGCCUCGAACAUUACCUCCAGGCGCAGUAGCCAGUCAUUUUUUCUUCUACGCCCCUGACCUCGGACGUGACGAGAAGGACCUUCGCCAUGAGGCUUCCCCUUCCGACUCCAAGCACGAUGGACUACGGAUUUUGCGAUACAUGCAGUUGAAAGGGAGCAAGAUGACGAAAGUGACCUCCCCUGAGAGACCAAUAGAUGAGUGGGCGGAUGAGGUCAAGCCGAGCUUUGUCAUCCAGGGACUGCUAGACUCAUUUGGCCCCGGAUGUAAAGGUAAGGAUCAAUGGAAAUGUGAGUCAGUUGUCACACUGGAGUCGGAAUUACCUGCAUUAAAGUCCCAGCUGUUGAAUAAGAAGGAAACUAUUUCGAAGAAGCAACUCCAAAUGGAAGCAAGAGUUGAUGCUGUUAAAGUGAACGUCGUAUCUGAAAAAGAUCGAUAUGCAAGAAUGGAACAUGACAUCAAGUCUUUUGCUAACAACGCGAGAGAAAAGAUAACUCUCAUGGAAAAUAAACUUCUAGAUGAACUGAAAGAAGUUUCUGAAAAGCAUAUUGAACAACUCACAGCCGACCUAAAGUCGGGUAAAAUGUCAGGAUGUGAGGCCGGUGAUGUGGAUGCUGUCGGAGACGUAGACUUGAAGAAGAGAAUAGCCAAGAUCAUGUUGAGACAGAACGAAGCCAUGCUGAGUAGAGCUCUGGACGAUCUACAGCUGGUAUUGCCGGUGAAUGGUACAGACACAGUGGUUAUAACAGACUACAACAACAACAACAGUGUGAAGUCCUUGUACACUAGGAACAAACAACGACAUCACAGCAAGCUCCAACUGGGAAGUAGACCGUGGGGUAUAACAAGGCUGAAACACAACCAGGUGGCUGUCACUGUGCCGCAUAGGAGGCAGGUUGUAACAGUUGAAGUGAACCCUGACCUGGUGCUGCUGUCGACCAUCACAACCAGCAAACAGUACUUGGGUAUAACGUCUCUGACACCAUCAACAUUAGCAGCAGGUUCUGAUAAAUGUGUGGAUAUUCUGGACAUGAGAGGAAACGUCCUGAAGUCAAUUAAACCUAUAGAUAGUGGAAAGGAAAUCAUACAAUCUCCUUCCUUUCUUUGUACAACAGGAACACGAAACAUCCUUGUGUCGGAUGACAGUUCCAGGCGUGUCUUGUGCCUGACAGCUGAAGGGGACGUUGUGUUCACCUACCCUACACCAGGACACACAACACUAAGAUAUCCACGUGGUAUCACAAGUGCCAGCACAGGUGACAUCCUGGUUACUGACUACGGUGAACACACUGUUGCUCAUCUGACUGAGUCGGGACAGUUUGUCAGAAACAUACUCACUAAAGAUGAUGGUGUCUCGUACCCGCACGGAGUUUGUGUAGAUGGACGUGGCCGUGUUUAUAUUGGUAAUUACCGUUCAGGUGAAAUCAAAGUAUUUAGUUUCAGUAACACAAAAUAGACCUUUGAUUCUUUAUCAAGUGACCAUUGCAUCUGUAAAUAUUACAAUUAACUACAUUUACAACGACCUCCUGACUGCAGAUUGACGGAGCUGGUGUUGAUAAAUCAUCACAUGUAAUGUACUGUGUGACUGAGUAUAUCUAAUAUAUAGUGUGAAUGAGUAUUUCUGACUGAAUAGUGUGAAUGAGUAUAUCUAAGGUAUAGCGUGACUAAGUAUAUUUAAUAUACUGUGUGACUAAGUAUAUCUAUCUAAUAUACUGUCUGUCUGAGUAUAUCUAAUGUACAAUGUGACUGAGUAUAUCUAAUAUACUGUGUGUCUGAGUAUAUUUAAUGUACUGUGUGACUGA